Molecule: messenger RNA, 312 nt
Organism: Metarhizium album ARSEF 1941
Lineage: Eukaryota; Fungi; Ascomycota; Sordariomycetes; Hypocreales; Clavicipitaceae
Product: Histone H4
Exons: 2
Coding region: 1-312 (103 amino acids)
Biological process (GO): nucleosome assembly
Cellular component (GO): nucleosome
Molecular function (GO): structural constituent of chromatin; DNA binding; protein heterodimerization activity
Source: RefSeq, a predicted model, not a curated record
AUGACUGGACGCGGCAAGGGCGGCAAAGGCCUCGGCAAGGGUGGUGCUAAGCGCCAUCGCAAGAUCCUCCGCGAUAACAUCCAGGGCAUCACCAAGCCCGCAAUCCGACGUCUUGCUCGCCGUGGCGGGGUCAAGCGUAUCUCUGCCAUGAUAUACGAAGAGACGCGUACCGUCCUGAAGACAUUCCUAGAAGGCGUCAUACGGGACGCGGUCACAUAUACAGAGCACGCCAAGAGGAAGACCGUCACAUCUCUGGAUGUCGUCUAUGCCCUGAAGAGACAGGGCCGCACUCUUUACGGAUUCGGCGGCUAG